Molecule: messenger RNA, 975 nt
Organism: Ramularia collo-cygni
Lineage: Eukaryota; Fungi; Ascomycota; Dothideomycetes; Mycosphaerellales; Mycosphaerellaceae
Exons: 7
Coding region: 1-975 (324 amino acids)
Biological process (GO): carbohydrate metabolic process
Cellular component (GO): extracellular region
Molecular function (GO): cellulose binding
Source: RefSeq, a predicted model, not a curated record
AUGCGUUUCGUUCCAAUCAUUGUGGCUGCCAGCAGCUUUGCAUACGCUGGUACCAUUCAAGUUCGUGGCGAAUCAGCUGCAGUACAGUACAACGCAUACAAUGCAUACAAUACUCCACCGCCACCACCAGCUCCAGCGCCAGCACCACCAGCUGAGAACCACGGCCCGCCUGCCGAAUCACAAGCUCCACCACCAGAGACUCAUGCUCCUCCUCCACAGAACCACGGCAAGGUUCCAAUGUACGGGCAGUGUGGUGCUGGAGAAGGCAAGUGGGAUGGUCCUACAGAAUGCUCCGAGGGAACUUGCCACAAGCAGCAACAAUACUACAGUCAAUGUGUGCCCGAGGGAAAUUCCAACGGUGGAAAGGCUCAGCUGUACCAGCAGUGUGGUGCUGGUGAGGGCAAGUGGGAUGGACCUCGCGAAUGCUCCGAAGGUACUUGCCAUAAGCAACAGCAAUACUACGAACAAUGUGUACCAAGCAACGUGCCACUCUAUGGACAAUGCGGAGCAGGUCACGGGCAAUGGAAUGGUCCAACUCAAUGUGCCGAGGGUUCAUGUAUGGCGACUCAAGAGCUGUAUUCUCAGUGUUUGAAAGAGGCUCCCCCGAAGGAUAACUCUCCACCACCUUCACCAGAGAAGGAGACACCUGCACCUCCCCAACAACAGGAGACACCUCCCGCAAUGGAGUACACGCCCUCCUCCCCGACGACCUCCCCACCCAAAGCCCAACAACAAUACACCCGCCGCGACGACACCAAACUCCGCCAACUCUUCGGCUCCUUCACCGACAAUGUGGGCACGAACUCCUAUCCCGACACCCACUCCCGCGCGGCGCCGCUACUCCCUUUGGCCAGGGCGCAGAAAUUCGCUCAAUGCGGUGGGGCAGAUUACAAGGGUCCUUCGGGUUGUGACAGUGGGUCGACUUGUAAGUAUCAGAAUGAGUUUUAUUCGCAGUGUGUUCCUUUGAGCACGUAG